This is a messenger RNA of Kluyveromyces marxianus DMKU3-1042, 528 nucleotides long. It is a transcript of the gene RAD33, whose product is annotated as Rad33p. The transcript has a single exon. The coding region runs from base 1 to 528 and encodes 175 amino acids. Lineage: Eukaryota; Fungi; Ascomycota; Saccharomycetes; Saccharomycetales; Saccharomycetaceae. The record is from RefSeq and is a predicted model, not a curated record.
AUGGGGAAGAAAAGUUUAAGUUAUGAUACUAUUGACAAGUGGGAGCAUGCACAUAUGCCUUAUGAGAUCGAGGAUGAGGUUCUCAAUUUGUAUGUGAAGUUCACUGAAGAAAGCGAAUUAAAGUGGGUUGAUAUUGCCUUAUUUUAUGAACAGUUAGAAGUGCCUAAGGAGUGGGUCUCUCUGCUUGAACCACGUGACCUAUGCAUUGACGGAUUAGACGUGAUAGACUUUGAUAAACUAAUGGAUACGACAUAUAGGCUCUUGAUAUUCAUGGACAAUGCGGCAAUUAUUGAUAAGCAGUGGGAACUGCUUUUGCGUUACAGUGGUAGAAUGGAGCAAUUUCCUAAUGUUAGCUUGCGGAAACAUGUUUUGAGUGUGAAAGACGUACAAAAGGCUGCUGUACAAGUGGAUAUGGAUCAAAGCAUGAUAGUGAGCAUGGUGAGCUGGGCGACUAAUGGCGAGCGAGUAUUUGUGACAUACAUUGAUUUUGCUCAUUGUUUGGGAAAAAUGGGCGUCUUGCGUUAUUAA